Blastomyces gilchristii SLH14081 is the source of this 285-nucleotide messenger RNA. RefSeq lists its product as uncharacterized. The transcript has a single exon. NCBI's taxonomy places the organism in Eukaryota, Fungi, Ascomycota, Eurotiomycetes, Onygenales, Ajellomycetaceae. The record is from RefSeq and is a predicted model, not a curated record. Bases 1 to 285 code for a protein of 94 amino acids.
AUGGCAGUGAAGAGGACAGAGAAAGAACUGAACACAGAUGAACUGAUUAGCAGAAGAAAUGACACUUUACUACGGAGUAUGAUGACUACUGCUGCAGCUGCAAGAGAAGCAGGAGAAGAAGAAGAAGAAGAUAUAAUAAUGAAAGUAGUGCUUUCACAGCUCAGUGACACUGUUAUCUCCAUCUUCAACCUGGCUUUCUUAAUGGUUAUGAAGGCCGCAACUGCAUCACAAAGACAUUUAUUAUUCACUAGAAAAUAUCAGAAUAAGCCUCUUAUUGUCCUUUAA